This is a messenger RNA of Olea europaea var. sylvestris, 1737 nucleotides long. RefSeq names its product zinc finger MYM-type protein 1-like. The record is from RefSeq and is a predicted model, not a curated record. The transcript has a single exon. Gene Ontology annotation, molecular function: protein dimerization activity. The coding region runs from base 1 to 1737 and encodes 578 amino acids. NCBI's taxonomy places the organism in Eukaryota, Viridiplantae, Streptophyta, Magnoliopsida, Lamiales, Oleaceae.
AUGGAGAGAGGUCAUGACGAAUCUUCAUCAUCGUUGAACCGUGGAAAUUUUAUUGAAUUGGUGAAAGUUUUUGCAAAAAUGAAUGUAGAAAUUGGAGAAGUUGUAUUGGAUAAAGCUCCUCAAAAUGCUACAUAUACUAGUCCAAAUGUUCAGAAAGAAAUUUUGCACAUUAUGGCUAACAGAGUGCGACAGAUGAUUCGUGAUGAGCUUGGAGAAAAUUGCUUUUGUAUUCUUGUUGAUGAAGCACAAGAUGAAUCUAAAAGAGAACAAAUGGCCAUUAUCUUGCGAUUUGUGAACAAUGAUGGUGUUAUAAUAGAACGUUUCUUUGCAAUCAAAAGCGUUAGUGAUACUACAUCAUCAAAUCUAAAAAAUGAGAUAUGUGAUGUUCUUGUUCGUCACGACCUUCAGGUUAAAAAAAUUAGAGGGCAAGGAUAUGAUGGUGCUAGUAAUAUGCGUGGUACUUGGAACGGACUUCAAGCGUUAUUUCUUAAAGAAUGUCCAUAUGCUUACUAUAUCCACUGUUUUGCUCAUCGACUACAACUGACAUUGGUUUCUGCAGCCAAGGAUGUGAUUUGUAUUUGGAAAUUUUUUUCUCAUUUGGACAAUAUUGUUAAUAUUAUUACUUCUUCUCCUAAGCGCAUUAAUGCGCUACAAACUGCUCAAAGAAGGGAGUUUGAGGAUAUGUUGGCUAGUGGAGAACGACAAUCUCGAAGUGGGAUCAAUCAAAUUGGUAAUUUGCAAAAAUCAGGCUCUACUCGUUGGAGUUCACAUUAUGAAUCGGUAAAGAGUUUGAUAGAUAUGUACGCUGCAACUUGCAAGGUACUUGAGUAUCUUAUUGUUCAUUCUCCAAAUGGAAGAUCUCGUGCUGAGGUUCAUGGUGUUUAUGAAACCAUUAAAAGCUUUGAAUUUGUAUUCUCAUUACAUUUAAUGCAUAAAAUUUUGGGAUUCAGCGACAUACUUUGUCAAGCUCUUCAAAAAAAAUCUCAAGACAUCCCCACUGCUAUCAGAUUUGUCUCCACUACAAAAGGUCUCCUUCAAGAAUUUAGACAAGAUGGUUGGGAGGAAUUUCUUAAUGCGGUGAAAAUUUUCUGUUUAAGAAAUGAUGUUGAUAUACCCGACCUAAACUCGUUUUAUAAGAUUGGUCAUCCUCGUGAAGAAGUUACGCUUGAGCAUCAUUACCACUUUAAUGUUUUUAAUGAAGCCAUAGAUUUCCAACUGAUGGAGUUAAAUACAAGAUUUAAUGAACUAUCGGUGGAACUCCUUUCUCUCACUGUUGCUUUGGAUCCUCAAAAUUCUUUUGAAUCAUUCAAUGGGGACGAUAUUUGCAAGCUUGCAAAAAAGUUUUAUCCUUGUGAUUUUUCACAGCAAGAGCUUCAUUCUUUAAGGUUUGAGUUGAAACAUUAUGAGUAUGAUGUGAUUCGUGAUCCUCGAUUUCAAGUGUCUUCACUUUCUGAAUUAUGCAAGCUUUUGGUUGCAAGUAGAAGGUCAGAAAAUUGCAUUGUUCUCACUAAAUUGAUUCCUCUUGUUCUAACACUACCUGUAUCUACAACGACUACUGAACGAGCUUUUUCAGCAAUGAAACAUGUGAAAACAGCAAUUCGUAACAGAAUGGAGGAUGAGUUUCUUGCUGAUUGUGUGAUGCUCUACAUUGAACGAGAAUUUGCCAAGAAAAUAGAUAUAGAUUCUAUUAUAGACGAAUUUUAUGUAGUUAAAGCUCGACGGACUCAACUUCAGUAG